Lichtheimia ornata is the source of this 1341-nucleotide messenger RNA. RefSeq lists its product as uncharacterized. Gene Ontology annotation, cellular component: membrane. The record is from RefSeq and is a predicted model, not a curated record. Gene Ontology annotation, molecular function: chitin deacetylase activity. NCBI's taxonomy places the organism in Eukaryota, Fungi, Mucoromycota, Mucoromycetes, Mucorales, Lichtheimiaceae. The coding region runs from base 1 to 1341 and encodes 446 amino acids. Gene Ontology annotation, biological process: carbohydrate metabolic process. The transcript has 4 exons.
AUGAAAGUACUGUGGUGUUCGCUAGCAGCCAUAGCUAUCCAUGCAUCGGUUGGCUUGGCUGACAAUGAGAAUCGUAAUAUACUUGCAGUAACAUCGCCUGCAUGGCUCGCCAACGUUCCCACUCCAACACAAGGUGCCGUCGUGACGCAGUAUCCCAAAGAUGACGAUAUCAAGAUAGGGUCACUUAAAGAGGGAACGUAUCCCAUUGAUCUCAACAAGUAUCCCAAACCACUAAAAUUACCGCCAACCGAUCACCCAGAGGUGCAAGAGGCACUCAAGCAUAUCGAUUGGUCAAAAGUGCCUCAAAUUGAGCCUCGCAAGAUCAAGAAUUACAUUGUGGAUACGUCCGGCUACGAUAGUAAAUCGGAUCCCGAUUGCUGGUGGACUGCAAGCACAUGCAAAAAACCAAAGUUAUCAUAUAUCCCAGAAGACAUUUACGCUUGUCCCCAACCUGGUCAAUGGGGCUUGAACUACGACGAUGGUCCAUUACGUAUAUGGAGUCACGAUGAAGAAAAGAAAAAGUGGCAAGAACCUCGGUUUUACAAUUACAUGGUGGAGCAUGGCAAACAAAAGGCGACACUUUUUUAUAUCGGUUCCAAUGUGAUCACUUAUCCCGAGGCUGCUCAACGUGCGCUCAGUGACGGCCACACAAUUUGUGCUCAUACAUGGUCACACAAGCAAAUGACGACCCUUACCAAUGAAGAGAUCGUUGCAGAAAUGUAUUGGACUCACAAGGCUAUCAAGGAAGUUUUGGGUAUUACACCAAAGUGCUGGAGACCUCCUUAUGGUGAUGUAGAUGAUCGUGUGCGUUCCAUCGUUUGGCAAAUGGGUAUGAGCACCAUCAUUUGGGAUCAAGAUUCGAAUGAUUGGAAUUUGUAUGGUACACCUGCUCGUGGCAAGGUUGCUCCUGAAACCAUUGAUAAGCAUUUUCAAGACUGGAUCUCGAAACGUGUAAAUAAAGAAGACAACCUCCAUGGACACAUUACUCUGCAACACGAGAAUAGUAAUUCAACCGUAUCCAUGGCGGAGAGAUGGUUACCUAAGGUUCAAGAAGCAUUCGAUGUCAUGCCGAUCCAUAAAUGCUUGAACGAUCCAUAUCCAUAUUGGGAGCAAUCUUGGGCCUAUCCUACUGUUGAUAAUCCAUCUCCGCCGCUAAAUGCACAGGAUCCGAAUAGCCCACAAAAGCCCGGCGGCUCAUCGGGUAGUCCUUCCACCCAAAGUGGGCAGCAACAAUCGGUAGGCAGCACCACGGUCUCGACAACUUCCGGUGCCGAGCCAUACCUUCGCACAUUUGCUUUAUAUGCAGCUAUGGUAACAUUGACCCUUGGCUUGUUUGCAUAA